AUGGCCACAAGUAACAACUCCGCCGUAGCUGGUUCUCAAACUACACCAAAAUAUAAUAUAAACUCAGAAGAAAAUCAAUUAAUGAUUAAAAAUUUAAAUCUAAUCGCUGCCAGAGAUUCUUCAUUGAAUGCACUUAUGCGUACGGUAGCUCUAGGUCAAGCAUCAAUGCAACAAAUUGAUGUAUUUAAAGAAUAUAUUAAACGUGCUAAAGCCAUGGGUCCUCCACCUCAUGAUGAUUCAGUAUGGGAAGAAGUUUUUAGAACACCUGUUUGGGGAAGUGCCAUCAACAAUGAACUGCAAUCUUCACAAGAAUCAAAACCAUCAUCAAGUGAAAAUAAGAAAGAUAAAGAUAGUGUCGAAUCAAAAGUUAAAGAAGAAGCUGGUAAGACAACACAAUCCAAUGACAAGGAAAAAUUACCAAAGGAAACUUCUUCAAAAAAUGAAGAAAAAGCAGAAGAGGCGGAAGGACAAUCCAAAGAUUUGGAAUCAACAGAGAAAAAAGAAUUAAAUCCAAAAGAUAAUGUGAAUGUGAAUAAGAAUGAGAAUGAGAAACCGGGAUUGAAGGAUAAAGUUGAAACUAAUGAGAAAGAAUCCAAACCAAAGGAGAAGGAGGAGAUUAAAGACAAAGAGGAACAAACGAAAAAGAACAGUCAAGAAUUAAAGAAAGAUAAAGUAGAAAUAGAUGGCAAAGAAGAGAAGGAAACAGAUAAGCUGAAGAUAGAAAAGAAUGAAGAGUCAGAAAAAAACAAAGCUGAAGAACCAAAGAAAGACAAGAGUGAAGAGUCCACAAAAAGUAAUGAAGAAUCGAAGAAAGAUGAAGAAUCGAAGAAAGAUGAAGAAUCGAAGAAAGAUGAAGAAUCGAAGAAAGAUGAAGAAUCGAAGAAAGAUGAAGAAACUCUGAAGAAGAAAGACGAAGAUAAAACACAAGCAAACGAAGAUUCAACAAAGGGAAAGAAAGUUGAAAUAGAUGUUAAAAAAGAAGACACAAAUGAAAAAGAGAUACCACCAGAAACUAAACUGGAUAAAGACUUGAAAGAUUUACCGUCAAAAGAGAAAAAGAAAUCCUUUGAAAAACCUCCAAAAGUGAAAAAGGAGAAACCACCAAAACAAUCAAAACACUCUAAAGCAGAAAUACCAGAUGAUCAAAAAUUGACAGCAUUUCAAGAACGAUACUUGGAAGAUGCUACAUUAUUGUUUGAAUUUGUUGAAAAUCCAAAUGUAAGAUUUUUAUUACCUAAAGAUGCAAUAUGUGAAGUUCUUCCUGCUGGUACUAUGAUUAAUGCUGAAAAUGGGAAUAAUUCUGAUAAUAGAGAUAUAUUGAUGAGUUUUAUUUGGAUACAUAAUCAAAAGGAAGUUGAUGAAUAUGAAAAGAAAUUGGAAGAAUAUAGUAAUAAAAAAGCUGAAGAAGAAGAGAAAAAGAGACAAAAAGAAAAAGAGGAAGAAAGAAAGAAUAAAGAACAACUAGAGAAGGAAAAGUCAAAUGAGAAGAAUAAAGAAGGUGAUGAGCUGAAACUGGUCCAAUCCCUUGAUGAAGUACAAGAAGGACAAUCAAAAGAUGUUGAAAUGGGAGACAACACAACUAAUACUGUAAAAUCUGAAAUUGAAGUGAUUGAAAUUUCUGAUGAUGUACAAGCCACAGAAGAACCAGAAGAAAUCAAACAAGAAAUUGAAGAAAUUGAAGAAAUUGAAGAAACUGAAGAAAUUGAAGAAAUUGAAGAAAUUGUUCCUGCCAAGAGAAGAGCACCACCUAGACGUGGUAAAAAGAAACGUAGAGUCCCACCUCCAAAGAAACCCACUACCCCUAAACCAUUAGAACCUCCAGUAGAACCAGAAUAUAGAUUCACAACAUUAUCAUUCACCAUACAUGGAAUACCAUCAAAAUUAGUUCCAAUAUUUAUGAAUAGUGUGAAUCCUAUAAAGGAAGUUCAAACAAAAAUGAAACAUAUACUUGAAGUUGGAACUAGAACUUCAUCAUUUUAUUUAUGGUAUCAAGUAGAUGGGAAAUUAGAUGAAGAAUUGGCAGAAAAUAUUCGAGUUCUGCUUAAUCAAGAAGAAAAGAAAAUGACGGGUAUUCCAACUAUUCAACAUGAAACUCCAUCAGAACCGAAAAAAUACCCUAAAAAGAGAAAGAUUAAAGAAGAAUCUAAAACUGGUAAUGAACAAGGUGAUGAUGAUUUAGGUGAAAAUAAUAAUAAUAAUAAUAGUAAGAAAAUAAAAGUGGAAUCUUUAGAAGAUAAUGAUGAACAAAAUGAAGGUAAUAAAAGUGAAAAUGACCGUAAAGUAAGAGAUGAGUCGAAUGAACUUGUACUGAAAGAUCAUGACAAUGAUGAAUCUCAACCACAAAAUGAAGAUGUUAAAGAAGCACCUGUUGCUACUGAUACUGUGGAUUCUUUAAUCAGUGAUCAAAUUGAACAAACUCCAGAACCCAUUAAAGAAAACUCCUCAACAUAA
This is a messenger RNA of Candida albicans SC5314, 2451 nucleotides long. RefSeq lists its product as uncharacterized. Gene Ontology annotation, cellular component: Swr1 complex. The record is from RefSeq and is a predicted model, not a curated record. NCBI's taxonomy places the organism in Eukaryota, Fungi, Ascomycota, Pichiomycetes, Serinales, Debaryomycetaceae. Gene Ontology annotation, biological process: chromatin remodeling. The transcript has a single exon. Gene Ontology annotation, molecular function: ATP-dependent H2AZ histone chaperone activity. Bases 1 to 2451 code for a protein of 816 amino acids.